AUGAACAAUAAUACUUAAGCUUAAAUAGUAACAACAUCAUAAAAUGCUCGACUUUUAGAAUUAGUUUAAAAUAGUAGAAAACUGGUUCAUGAAGGAUAAAUCUAAAUUUGUUAUAUGCCAGAUGCUCGAAUCUAUUUUGUAAUGAUCAACACCUAUUGUCAAACAAUCUUUCCAAGUACUCCUUGGGUUAUUCUUAAGUCUGAAAAAGGAUUUUCUCUUUUAUAUCCAAAUUCCACUGCAGGUAAGAGUUUCUAGAAUAUUUAGGAUUAAAUGGAAUUUUCAUUUAGAAAGGACAAUAAGGAGAUCUCUUUUUAAAUGCACUUCAAUAAUUAGUAUAAAUAAUUCCUUUUGAAAAUGCUAUCCAAAUUCCUUAAUUCAAAUAAAGCAUCCAAAUUCAUUGCAAAGAUAUAGAUAUUAAUCCAUUAGAAAAUAGUACUACAGCAGUUGGUUAUAUUAAGGCUGGAGGAGAGUAAGUAUUGUACCUGAUAUCUUAUUAAGAGCUUUGAAAGAAGGCUUUAAUUGGUUAGGAGAUAAAAUAGCUAAAGGAGUGGCAGCAGGAGGUGAAUACAUCAAUUCAAAAGUUGAGAAAAAAGAAGAUGUUGAAGUCAAACCUGAAACUAAAAUUAAAGUAGAAACUGCUAAGUCUAAGUUUUCAUAAACAGUUGAUGUAACUGGAGCAUAUCUAAAAUAAUUAUUCACUCCUGUUGUUUAAAAAGGGUCAGAAAUAAAGUAAGAUAUUAAUAAAUAGAUUGAUAAUUCAGAUAGUUAAGGUAAUCAAAUAAAUUUAUAUUAUAAUUAAAGGAUUGAAGGAAGGUCGAGAAAUAUUUGUGGCUACUUGGGAUGCAAUGGGAACUGCUUUGACUGGUUUAGGAUCUGCAUUAUCUAAGAUAGGUGAUUAAAUAGGAACAGACACUAGAGCAAUAGUAGAAAAGAAGUAUGGAUAGGAUGUCUCUGAAACAUAUUUAGGUCCAAAACAAUAAGAUUAAUAAUAAUAAUAAUAAUAAUAAUGA
Paramecium primaurelia is the source of this 1010-nucleotide messenger RNA. The record is from the annotation of a GenBank genome assembly. NCBI's taxonomy places the organism in Eukaryota, Ciliophora, Oligohymenophorea, Peniculida, Parameciidae.